AUGGUCAACAAAACCGCUGCACUGAAAGGUGCUACUAAGGUGGAAGCUUUGGUGUUUUGCAUGGGACACCCUCUCAUCAUGGUGCUGAGUCACCUGUGGACACUGGGACAUGACAAAUUUCUGAAUGCAAAAGUAAUCCGCUGGCGCAUGAUCACGCCCGGUGCGCGGACCUUCCUGCACGUCAUUUGUGGUCGCUUCGGUUCCACCGCGCACCUUAUACUCUGCACCUUCGCCCUCCUCAACAGUCUCUACAUUGUCGCCACGACCAUCGAAAGUAUGCUUCUAUCACAUCUUCCCUUGCCUGUACGGUUGAAGAGACAAGGCUAG
Echinococcus granulosus is the source of this 327-nucleotide messenger RNA. RefSeq lists its product as hypothetical. The record is from RefSeq and is a predicted model, not a curated record. Bases 1 to 327 code for a protein of 108 amino acids. The transcript has 2 exons. NCBI's taxonomy places the organism in Eukaryota, Metazoa, Platyhelminthes, Cestoda, Cyclophyllidea, Taeniidae.